Molecule: messenger RNA, 1440 nt
Organism: Hypoxylon trugodes
Lineage: Eukaryota; Fungi; Ascomycota; Sordariomycetes; Xylariales; Hypoxylaceae
Exons: 2
Coding region: 468-1043 (191 amino acids)
Source: RefSeq, a predicted model, not a curated record
CGCGUAUCAAAUAUGAUACUUCUCAUGAUGCAACGGGCCAUCCUCUUUAUUGCCGAUUCGAUGCCAAUUUCUAGCUAAGUUGUCUAUUCGCGCGAAAUAUGUAAUGAAGUGAUUCUACUGCCAGCCAUUAAUAUAUUCUUAUUAAAAAGUACAUACCUAUACGCAUACAUUGCGGCCUUCUUUUCUUUGCAAAGGAGACAUCGUAGCUCCUAUUCAUGUCUCUGGGUACGUGGGGUUUCCCGCAUCUGCAAAAGCCCGCUAGGACCAUGUUACCGUCACAAAUGAUAUGUGACAGAGCAGCCACAGCGAGGCCAUGGUCGAAAGUUGGCGUGGCACAGGUCCAAUAUCAGGCAUCAAACACCUAAUUAGUUUGCUGGCCUCCCCUCUUUAUUGCAAACGGAUUUUAGCCACCAACUUCCGGCCAUAUUCAGUUCUCUGCUCAAUUAUCAAAGCGAUGAAAUAUAAGAAUGGAUAUCGAAUUGAAGUCGGCUCGAUUGGAGCUACUAGAAAUCCAGGCGAGACUGAGUUGUCUCUUGGGUGAAGUUGAUACGAUUAUGACCAGUUCGUCCGUCACAGGCGAUAUAACUCCAACACAUACAACGGCAACGGAUGAGACUCUCAGUGACCGUCGCUCUCCACCACCGCCACCACAAAAGGAGGAUGUGCCAUGGCCCGGUCACACAUUCAUCAUCCGGGACCCAGCGUCAGGACGACAGGUUACUCUCGUGCGUGGAGAGCUUCGAAUGGAGGAGCAUAUGGGCGAUCAGGGAGGAUAUCACUGGAUCUGUGUCGAAAAGAAUGGAUGGCUAGGCUUUUGCGAUCCCGUUCACGGCACUUACAUAGGUCAUGAUAGCAUGGGUUCCUUUAUCUCCCAGGUCAAGCAUCACAAGACGCACGAGUAUUUCUGCGCGAGGAGACACCCGGAUGGUGGUUACAUUCUUUCGUCGUUGACUGUUCAGGGUCUCUCAAAGAUGACGAUCGGAGAGGACGGCCAGAAGCUGGUGCAGGCGGAGGGGACUGCUUUUGAGUUCAUCAAGGUGUAGGGGAAGAAACCUCAUUUUUCUGGUAUUUCAGUUCUUCUCGUUCUUCUGGAGAUACCUAGGGUAUGGGCAAUUUACCUGGUGCAUGGCACUUACGCGAAUUAAGCCGAGGAACACUAUGCUCAGCGGCGGAGCGACCAAGUUUUGGAGGGAAUGGGCAUCGUGAAACUAACCCUACAUCAUGAUUCAAACGGGACAAUUGCAAUACUGAAUUAGAUCAAUUUCCAACCACAUUCAAAUUAUACCACGAGACGUGUUCAUGAAUAAGGUCGUGUUGGAGGCUUCCAGGCCCCAAAAUCGAUACCUACCUACCUAGAUCAGAACAAUAUCGCGCGAUGAAUACAUGUACGCGCCUAACCCAAUCACUAGGAUUUGAUAUACUUACAAAUUGGAACCCUCC